CAAAGAUGUUCAACGGUUCUCCAUUCUUCACCGGUGACACACCUCUCUACCCAUCAAACCGUCGUACUCCCCAGACUUUCUUUCGCCCUCCGUACAACUACUAUGACACCGAAGACGAUGCUUACAUGCGUGCCCUAGCCGCGCAUGAGCAGCGAGAGAGGGAAGCAGCAACACGUUCUGCUUAUGGACCGUUUGGCUUCGCCCUUCCCAACCCUGUGGAAGAAGAAGAAGAAGAAGACGAGGGGGUGUACAUCCCUCGUGGAAGACGGGGGAAUUAUGACGAUGCGCUUUUCGCUCGCCGGAGAGCAGAACACGAGCGACAGCUCAGGGAGAGUGCGCACCACCGGCAUCUGGUGGAACAGAGGCGCCUUGCGGAGGAGGAACGACUCGCUAGGUCGCAACAGCAUCAGCAUGCUGCCCAUUUACGAGCUCAGCAGUUGCACGCGGAGCAGAUGAGGAAGAGGAAGAGUCCGUCACCGGCUUCUAUUCCUGUUCCUCUUCCUACGAGACCUGCUGCCAGAGCCCAACCUCCACCCAGACCCACACCACCCACUCUGGAACAGACAGAAGCUGCUGCCAACACCAUCCAAGCUGCCUACCGUGCGCAUCAGCAGCGCACACGCGCGCAUGCAUCGCUAGACGCCAUCUCCCGCAAAGUCACUUCCCUCUUAUCUUCAUUCCAAAUGCCGCCGACGCUCGACUUUGACCUCUCCGCACCGUCUGCACCCUCUUUUGCGGAAGAGGAUGGCGAGGGGGAAACCGUUCCGAAACUGUUAUAUAACGCGCAGAACACACCCGUGCAUGCGCAAGAGCACGCUCUCACGCAACUGCUGCAGAAACUGGACGGUGUGGAGAGUAACGGUGACCUCGGAGUGCGGGGAAGGCGGAAGGGCCUCGUAGGCAAGAUCGAGCGAGCUCUGAGAGAGAUGGAGGGUGCAAUCCGGGCUGCUUGGGGGAGGCAACAUGGUGCGGGUGCGGUUCCCCUCGAGCCUGAGAUGGGUGGACUACCAGCGGGACCCGGAGCUGGAAAGAGAACAGGGGGGGAUGAUGCUGGGCCUCGACGUGCCCACCACGGUGCACACCAUCCCCACCAUUCCGGACAUCAGCACAGGAGAGGAAAGCACCAUGCAGAUGGACCGAGACCCUUCGGGUUCUAAUGCGGGAGAUGAAUCUCUGGAAGAACUGGAGGGAUGGGUGGACGUGCGGCCUGAGGACGUGUGGGAGACGGUCCGAGCGUGACAUGUCACACACCGCAAGGGAGGAAGCGGAGACGGCUGAUGAGCAGGAGGUGGAGGACGAACUUGCCAGUACUGCUCCUACCCCCACACCGGUCAUCGAACCGCCCGAACCGGCAGAUGCAGAGAUGGAUGACGCUGACAGGGCUUCAGAAGGGACACUCACGGAGCCGGAACGGGAGGGGCUGACGACUGCCGAAGAGCCGUCUAUGGACGCGUCACUAGACUUGAAGGUGCCUGUGAGGAUCUCUAGUCCUGCAAAGGGAAACGAGAAGCUGGGGUACGGGGAGUGGAAAGUGUUUAUCCCGUGAUUUUGUACUGAAAAUACGUGUACGAUAUAUCUGCUGUCUGGGGGGAAAAAGCAUCAAAUGAAA
This is a messenger RNA of Dacryopinax primogenitus, 1609 nucleotides long. RefSeq lists its product as uncharacterized. The record is from RefSeq and is a predicted model, not a curated record. NCBI's taxonomy places the organism in Eukaryota, Fungi, Basidiomycota, Dacrymycetes, Dacrymycetales, Dacrymycetaceae. The transcript is spliced from 3 exons. Bases 6 to 1157 code for a protein of 383 amino acids. Gene Ontology annotation, molecular function: protein-folding chaperone binding.